AUGACUGGCCAGAAGGAGCAGCCGUAUAUGAAGGGCGAACAGAUCCCGACCGUACCUCAUGUGGCUGCUCCAGUUGUCAUCUCGAUCCUGAUCGCGCUGGUGGUGUACCCGGUCUGCUUCGCCCAGGAGCUGGAGGAGAAUUACCGCCAGGGUGCCCCGGACGCAGGUAACCGCACUGUCUGGGAGUUCGGCUGGGGCUACGGCGUGGGCUGGGGCGCGGCCAUCUUCCUCUUCGGCGGCGUCAUCCUGCUGCUCUGCGACAAGGAGUCGGAGGAGAUCUACUACAAGGAGCGGACGAUCCUCCACGAGGAGCGCGCCUGAGCGGCCGCCGGACAGCGGUGGGACGGACACGGACGGCCGCCGCCAGUGUCCGCCGCCGGCGCCGCUCGUGAUACAUCUAGUCGAGGCGCGUCCGCGCAGGUCGCUACGGCUCCGGGCGCGCGGUCCGUGUCGGCCGGUGGGACCGCCCACGGCGGCUCGCUGGAGCGGCGCAGCUCCGGCUGCUGGCCUGGCCAAGGGUGACGGCAGCACCGCCGGGUCAGCCACGGUGUCUCGUUUUCGCUGCAGUUUUGUUUCAGGCAGCUUUGAUUCCGUGCAGAUGGUAUGAGCUUUUGGGACUGCGGCGCCGGGGCUCUUCUCCCGUUGUUGCGCUAGUUCUUUGUUGACCAGUCCACGGAAUCAGUUUCUUGUGGUUAGUACAUGUUGACGAUUCAGGCGUGAGAACAUUUUGAUUAACAAGGGCGGAGCCGCUGUUCUCUUAUUUUACGCUGCUUGCUGGACUAUGACGCUGUCUGAUGUUGAAGUACCUAGAGUUGUGGGCAGCUGGCGAAGCGAGAAGCCAAAGCCGUCACAUAGGUUAUGAGUCGUUAAGAAUGUUGUUUACGAGUCUGCGCGCUGGUGACCCGCACCGGCUGGGCCUGAGAGCAGCUGCAUGUCUGGCUGUCUGUGCGCGCGCCUGUUCUCAUAUCAUCAGAGGGUGCGUGGUGCUCGUGCCGGCCGGCGGGAGCGCGUGCGUUGGGGUGUCCGGCCAGAGCAUGGCAUGGCUCGCCGACCUCCGGCGAGCGGCUGGCGCACGGCCAGCGCCGCUCGUCUUCUGGCCCGUGCUUUACGUGGAGGAGGCAGUCGUGUCGUUACAUGGAAUGGAAGUAAAAUAAACGGCCACGGUGGACAAA
Molecule: messenger RNA, 1172 nt
Organism: Pollicipes pollicipes
Lineage: Eukaryota; Metazoa; Arthropoda; Thecostraca; Pollicipedomorpha; Pollicipedidae
Product: transmembrane protein 47-like
Exons: 4
Coding region: 1-321 (106 amino acids)
Biological process (GO): cell-cell adhesion
Cellular component (GO): cell-cell junction
Source: RefSeq, a predicted model, not a curated record